Messenger RNA from Schizosaccharomyces cryophilus OY26, 768 nucleotides. RefSeq lists its product as uncharacterized. The record is from RefSeq and is a predicted model, not a curated record. The transcript is spliced from 4 exons. Gene Ontology annotation, biological process: intracellular transport; protein secretion. The coding region runs from base 175 to 396 and encodes 73 amino acids. Lineage: Eukaryota; Fungi; Ascomycota; Schizosaccharomycetes; Schizosaccharomycetales; Schizosaccharomycetaceae.
CAAUUGAUCUGUUCUUAAACUCAUUUGUUUACUAAAGCAUUCUUUUACUACACACUAAACGGAAAUUACAAACUGCUUCGACCUCUCUAUAUGGGAAUCAAGGUGCAUUCAUUUACUCUUUACCACCAUUGAAUCCUUUCGUUUUCCCUUCUAAAACACUGGAAUUUUCUCUCAAUGACCGCCAUAUUCAAUUUUCAGAGCUUGUUAUCAGUCCUCUUGUUGACGGUUUGUACUUGUACCUACAUUCACAGACAAUUCCCUGCUUUAUUGGAUAAAAGAAAAGAAGGUGUUACUACCGUAUUUUGGAAAUGCGCGAGAAUUGGUGAACGUGCUAGUCCCUAUAUCUCUCUUUUCUGCAUUUUGAUGGCUCUACGAUUAAUGUUUGGAUCCAGUUGAACAACUUUGGAUAUUAUUUACCUUCAUUUUAAGAAGCACAAAAACAAAAAUACAAAAACAACCGUAAUCCUUAUGAUAGACAAAUUAUGACCUUCCUCCUUUCUUACAAUGACCGUGGAAUUUCAACUAAAUACUGUGCAAAUUGGAUAUCUUCUACGCCGUCGACGCCUGUAAAUUGGUUUAUGAUUGCUGUAUGGAAAAUUAAGGAUCUGAACCUUGGCACUCUCUUAAUUCUUCUUUGUAAUUUUCUUCAUUCUGCUUCCUGUAUUGUAUAAAUGGUCCUUGUUAUUUCGGAUUGCCAUCAAACAAACUAUAUGAUCGCGAUUCGUUUACAAAAACUAUUACUUGGUUCUCAAAUUUAACUCGAAAUCU